AUGAACAACCAUAGAAGUGGGGAAAACCUUAGCAGUGAGAUUAUGCAAGCACAAAUGUUUUUUGGUGCUACUGGGCAAGGGAAAAAAAGUUUCAACCAUACCAUAUGUUGGGAGGUGGUGAAGAAUUGUAAGAGAUUCCAAAUUAUUCCAACGGGUCCAAUGAUAGUAUUGAACGAGAUGCCACUCCAUGAGACAUCAGCAUCGGAUUCACCUAUGGAUUCUCCGAUGAGUCAAGACUCACCUAUCGAAAAAGAGCCGAGGCCUAUUGGGAGGAAGGCGGCGAAGGCGAAGAGAGGGAGUAAUUCUACCAAGAAUACAUCUAAAUAUUUGGAGGAGCUUUCAAAGAUGCAAGCCAUGAGAAUUGAAAUGGAUAUGAAACAACAAGGGCACGAUAGGGCAAUGGAAGUAGAAUAUGCAAAAGAAAGGGAGUAUGUACACCAAGGAAAGAUUGAAAAUGAGCAUCAGAGUACAGACAUUGUGGGAUAA
Prunus armeniaca (apricot) is the source of this 486-nucleotide messenger RNA. The record is from the annotation of a GenBank genome assembly. NCBI's taxonomy places the organism in Eukaryota, Viridiplantae, Streptophyta, Magnoliopsida, Rosales, Rosaceae.